UUUCAUUUCCACGUGUCAUUAUGAAUUUUAUCAUUCACUCACUCAUUACCAUGGAACAAAACAUGACAAAGAUAAGGAACCAAUCUUAAGAAAAAGCUCUACCCAAAAAAAUGAGCUGCUCAUUCAGCCUCCAUGUUCCCAAAGCUCUACCUCCUCUUCCCUAUUAUUCAUCAUCAUCACCUUCUCUCUUCAUUUCUUCCAAGCUCAAACCAUUCCACAACAACACUUCUACUCCUUCCAACCAAUCACGACAUAUAGUAAAAUGCAGCACCCAAAAGCCAAAGGAUCAUGUCAGUCUAAAGAAACCAAAUUUGGCACUGCCCAUAGGAGCAGUACUCUUGGCCUUGGCUGAGCAUCCAGCAGCAUUAGCAGUAACUGGAACAAAUAAUCAUCCACAAGAACUCUCAUUCAUUUUGAUACAACUAGGGAUUGUGUUCUUUUUCUACUUCAUUACUGCACCACCAUUGAUCUUGUUCUGGCUUUGGAAAAGAUGGUACAGAAGAAAGCUUGUUGAAAUGUAUUUCCAGUUCAUGUUUGUCUUCAUUUUCUUCCCAGCGUUACUUGUUUGGGUACCGUUUCUAAACUUCAGGAAGUUUCCAAGGGAUCCAGACAUGGAGUAUCCUUGGUCUAUACCUGAAGAUCCUUCAAAAAUAAGAAAUGCAUACUAUAAGUACCCUUUUGCUGAUCCUGAGGAUUAUGACUAGUCAUCAAACUACCAAUAACAAAUCAUGUAUCAUUUUAUGCCUAAACUACACUAUUAUUGAUAAAUACGAUUUGGUUAUACCUUUUUUUUCUGCUUUUGAUCUUUGAAUGGCCAUUCAGCUGUAACUUUGUAAAAAUUAAAGGAACUUUUGAAUUCAAAGUUGACACCACAUUUCCA
This is a messenger RNA of Lathyrus oleraceus (garden pea), 880 nucleotides long. Its product is annotated as NAD(P)H-quinone oxidoreductase subunit L, chloroplastic. The coding region runs from base 111 to 704 and encodes 197 amino acids. NCBI's taxonomy places the organism in Eukaryota, Viridiplantae, Streptophyta, Magnoliopsida, Fabales, Fabaceae. Gene Ontology annotation, molecular function: oxidoreductase activity, acting on NAD(P)H, quinone or similar compound as acceptor. The transcript has 5 exons. The record is from RefSeq and is a predicted model, not a curated record.